AUGGUGAGACCAUUGGCGAAAAUCUGUGACAUCAACGAUAGCAACGAGAUUUGGAAAGUUUCUGUUCGAGUUCACCAUAAAUGGAAGGUUGUUUCUAACAAGAAGGAGCAUUUUGAGAUGAUUUUUGUUGACGUAUCGGGUGGUGACAUACAUGUUGUUGUUCCUGCACCACAUGUAUCUCUAUUUUAUGAAAAAAUGGCAUUGGAUCAUAGUUACACGGUUUCCAAUUUUAAGGUUCAGCCUAAUGUCGCGGCUUUCAGACCUUCGUCACAUAAGUUUUUGUUGAAGUUUACUGCAGACACAACGGUUACGGAUGAUAACAAGAAUGAAAUACCGCCAAAGCCGCUGAUGUUUACUAAAUUUACUGAUAUAAUAACCGGUAACUUUAACAAGGAUGUGCUAAUAGACGUCAUUGGUAUGGUGGAAAGUAUUGGGUAUUCUCAGACCACAUCAGGUGCCAGGAAGCAGCAGAUUAACAUGAUGUUGCGGGACGGCGGUGACAAUACUAUCAACUGUACACUUUGGGAAUCCUAUGCUGAACAAUUCCUCAAGUUCAAACAGGAACGUGGGGAUGAUUCUGGUCCUAUGUUUGUCAUGCUCCAAUAUGCAAAAGUCAAGGAACAUGGAAAGUUUCCACUGUCCGUGUCAAACACGUUUAAUGUCACUCUGCUUGGUCUGAAUACUGAUUUGCUGCCGAUGAAAGAAUUUAUGGAAAGCAUUCCGAAGGAGUCCAUGAUUACUUUGUCUGGGCAGGAGGGUUCGAAUUCGCAGCUUUCAGCGCAAAACUCUAAAAAUCAACAGUUGACUCCUGUUCAGAAAUUGCUUUCAAAGGUCGUUGUUAUGCCUAUUGGGGAUAUCAUAAAGCUUAGGACUAUUACAUUUUGUGCGACUGUUGGAGAAACUAAAAUGCUGGUGGCCUCUCCCUAUGACUGGUAUUAUCGUGGUUGCCAUGCUUGCUCCUAUAUUGCGCGUGGUGACAAACCUCCGUUUGAGUGUGAGGCAGGCCAUUUCACUGAGGCAGAGAUUUUUAGGUAUAAGAUUGAGAUCGAAGUUACUCAUGUAGGGAAUAGCUGUAACUUUCUAUUUUGGGACAGAAAAUGUGAGCUUCUUUUGGAAUUGUCUGCUUCUCAGCUGCGUCAUACAAUGAUCAAGGUUGGCAUUCAUGAUCCAUUGGAAUUCCCACUGGCAUUGGAUCAGAUGUUGGAUCGUAAGAUGGCUUUCAAAAUCAAGUGGCAACCAUGGUGGAAGAAUGCCUCGGUAGUUAUGCUAUUCAAGAAUGACCCUUUUGUGAAAGAGCUUAGUGAUCAUCUUGACACAGAUGAAGAGGUUGUACCUAUAAACUCCAUACCGGCUGACCAACUUGAGAUCAAGGAAGGCGUUGCUGAAGCAAAGGGCAUUGCACUUUCAGAACCUGAUUUUAUUGUGGAUCUUGAUGUGACUUCGACGCACAGCCCAGAUCCAAUUACUCCUACUGGCAAAAGGCAGUUUCCAGGCGCAUCAAUAUCCAUGGACUCACACGUGGCGAGAAUAUGGAACUGGGGCGUGAUUCUGAUACCGAUGGUCAGAGUGUAA
Molecule: messenger RNA, 1572 nt
Organism: Vicia villosa (hairy vetch)
Lineage: Eukaryota; Viridiplantae; Streptophyta; Magnoliopsida; Fabales; Fabaceae
Exons: 14
Coding region: 1-1572 (523 amino acids)
Source: RefSeq, a predicted model, not a curated record